AUGGGCUUUAUAUCCACUCUGGCUCGCCGCAUGCGCAUUAAACGCUUCUCCAAAAGACUCUCAACGACAAGCACCAAGCUCCAUGACGAAGAUUCAAAAGAUCUAAUCAAAGCAACCUCCGAAACAGCCUCGCUGACACGCGCAAGCCUGGAAUCAACCUCGACAAUGGUCCACCACUCGGCGCACGAGCCCGUCCUACCCAGCGAGUCACCAGCAAACCCUAUGCAGAUGAGACCAAAUAAUGGGAAUGCGCGGACCUUGUUCGAUGUAAAUACCACCUUCGAUGUAAAUACCACCCCCCACUCGCCGGAACGGGCUCCCAGGCCGACAUCCAGACCCCCACAUCCGAUUUUGAAAUUGGAUUGUCGCUCGCCUGUCGAGGCGCCGAGGAAAAUGGUGCAGGGGCCUUUUGAGAUGACGGAGGAGGUCAAGGGCGGAGCGUUGGAUUGUUCGUCUGCGAUAACGGCCGACAAGGGCUUUUCGCCUUCUGAGAAACCUGUGUCUGAGAAGAAGGAUAGAAUGUCCAUGUCGGCUUUACUGCAGAGACAUUGUGGGUUGAAUAUCCCGCGCUCGUCGAUUUCGAUUAAGACUUCGUCGCGUGGUGUGGCAUCGCCAAAGUGGUUGGAUUCUGCUGGGCUUACGGAGGAGGAGAGAUUGGUUGAGAAGCGGAAUGAGAAGUGGGUAGAGGGAGUGCAGGAUGAGAAGAGGAGAAAUAGCGUAUGGGGUAGUGUUGGGCUUGGGAGAUUAUAG
This is a messenger RNA of Penicillium coprophilum, 750 nucleotides long. RefSeq lists its product as uncharacterized. Lineage: Eukaryota; Fungi; Ascomycota; Eurotiomycetes; Eurotiales; Aspergillaceae. Bases 1 to 750 code for a protein of 249 amino acids. The transcript has a single exon. The record is from RefSeq and is a predicted model, not a curated record.